This is a messenger RNA of Papaver somniferum (opium poppy), 768 nucleotides long. RefSeq lists its product as uncharacterized. Gene Ontology annotation, molecular function: zinc ion binding. The transcript has a single exon. NCBI's taxonomy places the organism in Eukaryota, Viridiplantae, Streptophyta, Magnoliopsida, Ranunculales, Papaveraceae. The record is from RefSeq and is a predicted model, not a curated record. The coding region runs from base 1 to 768 and encodes 255 amino acids.
AUGGUGGAUCUUCGAAAUCUGAGCCCAACGGCUGCAGAUGACGUACGGGAUAUUGGACCACACAUGUGGGCCAGGGUUUACGCUAAAGGAGCCCGUUAUAGUCUCAUGACGACGAACGCCUGCGAGAGUUGGAAUGCGAAAAUAUUGACAUUCAAAGAUGUGCCCAUAUGUCAUUUAGUAGAUUAUCUUCGGAAAACGCUCAUGAAAUGGUUCUCUGUUCGUAGACAAGAAUCUAAUGAUUGGCACCAUGCCUUCAGUAAACACGCCCAUGAAGCUAUAGAGGAACGCAGAAUAUUGGCUAUGAAGUGUAGUGUCAUCCAUGUGAUAGAUGAGCAAUAUGAAAUAAAUGAGAGUGAUAACCAGGAUCAGAACAUCGUCGAUCUUGUGCGGAAGACGUGCACUUGCGGAGUUUUUACACUAGAGCAUUUUCCUUGUGGCCAUGUGAUGGCGGUAUGCCAGAAGAUUGGGGUCAGGUGGGAGACUCUUUGUGGGGAGUACUACCGAACUUCCAGCUGGAGAGGUAUGUAUGCGCCUCCUAUCUAUAGAGCCAUGACUUGUGAUUGGUAUCUCCCAGAGGAUGUGGAUGCUACUGUUGUUUUGCAUCCCAAUACAGGCAGAGGUCCUGAUCGUCCAAGGGGUGGUCGAUUUCGGUCUGCUUAUGAAAGACUUGCUCCAUCUAAAGGGACACGAUCUUGUUCAAAUUGUCACAACUUAGGUCAUUACGUCAAUACCUGCCUGAUAAGUAAAACUUUGUUCCAUCUGAGUUGA